GCUCAGGCCCAGGGUGUGUGCAGAGCAACCAAGUGAGCACUCUGCCUUUUGGAAAUAGGUGACAUGAGCGUGUGGGCUGUGGAGCCUCAGCUUUGAGGUCUCUUUCUCUCCUGAGACUGUCCUGAAGCAGCCCUCACACCUAGGGCUUGGACCUGCCUCCUCUAAAGACUCUUCCACAAGCCUUUCCAGCCUAGAUCAGCACUCUACCCUGGAAGGAACUAUGCUGUUGGUUGCUGUUUCAUUGUGUCUCCUGUUGCUGGCCUUCCUCCUGCUCCUGCGACACCUGGGCUGGGGCUUGGUGGCUAUUUGCUGGUUUGAGUUCGUGCAGCAGCCAGUCCACAACCUGCUCAUGGGUGGCACAAAGGAGCAGCGCAUCCUGCGCCAUGUGCAGCAACACGCAAAGCCUGGAGACCCCCAGAGCGUCCUGGAGGCCAUUGACACCUACUGCUCACAGAAGGAGUGGGCCAUGAACGUGGGUGAUGCAAAAGGCCAAAUCAUGGAUGCAGUGAUUCGGGAGUACAGCCCCUCGCUGGUGCUGGAGCUAGGAGCUUAUUGUGGCUACUCAGCCGUGCGAAUGGCCCGCCUGCUGCCACCUGGAGCCAGGCUUCUCACCAUGGAGAUAAACCCUGACUACGCUGCCAUCACCCAGCAAAUGCUGGACUUUGCAGGCCUACAGGACAAAGUUACCAUCCUCAUCGGGGCAUCCCAGGACCUUAUCCCCCAGCUGAAGAAGAAGUACGAUGUGGACACAUUAGACAUGGUCUUUCUUGACCACUGGAAAGACCGCUACCUUCCAGACACACUUCUCCUGGAGGAAUGUGGCCUGCUGCGCAAGGGAACGGUGCUCCUAGCUGACAAUGUCAUUGUCCCGGGAACCCCUGACUUCCUGGCGUAUGUGAGGGGGAGCAGCAGCUUCGAGUGCACACACUACAGCUCCUACCUGGAAUACAUGAAAGUGGUGGACGGCUUGGAGAAGGCAGUCUACCAGGGUCCAAGCAGCAGCAAGUCCUGACCACGCAGCCUGACGAGCUUUCCUCCCAGCUCCCUUCUGCACGAUGACACACACUUACUCUGACCCCCUCUAUGCUUCUGGGGCCUGUCCUCGGGAGCUGUGGCUCCAGAUGGUCAUACACUGGCAUAUUAAAGGUAGUGAGCUCACCAUGCAAACCACUACAAUGACCCUGGAAAGCACUUGUGCAUCAAAGGCUGUACUGAGGCCAGAGGUGCAGUAGAUCACAGUGCAUGCCCGGCACACAAAAGCCCUCAAGGUGAAUCUUCUGCACCCAAGAACAAAAAGAGAGUUUUUUUUUUUUUUUUUUUUUUUUUAAAGAAAUCAAAGUAGGCACCAUCCUGAUGGCCUCACUAACUGGAAGAGGAGAUUUUACAAGGUUUCAGUGUGGGAUCCCCAGGCACUGCCAUCACUCAGCAGGAAGUCAGGAAACUGAACAUAUCCAGAUACCAUUCAGCUGUCACCAAUGGCAGCAACAACUCAGGCGGUACUGUCACCAGCAUCUCAUACCACAUUUCGUCUUAAAAAUGAGUCACAAACUUUUCAGGUAUGAUGGUGCACGCCUUUAAUCCCAGAAUCCAGGAGGCAGAGGCAGAUGGAUCUGAGUUCCGUGCCAGCCUGGUCUACACAGUGAGUUCCAGGACAGCCAGGGCUACAUAGAAAUACUUUGGGAAAAAAAAAAAAAAGUCAUAACCUCUUUUAUAUUAUAAAAGAAAUUAAAGAUCUAAAUAUUUGGAUA
Messenger RNA from Mus pahari (shrew mouse), 1748 nucleotides. It is a transcript of the gene Comt, whose product is annotated as catechol-O-methyltransferase. Gene Ontology annotation, cellular component: membrane; axon; dendrite. The record is from RefSeq and is a predicted model, not a curated record. Bases 221 to 1012 code for a protein of 263 amino acids. NCBI's taxonomy places the organism in Eukaryota, Metazoa, Chordata, Mammalia, Rodentia, Muridae. Gene Ontology annotation, biological process: dopamine metabolic process; catecholamine catabolic process; developmental process. Gene Ontology annotation, molecular function: magnesium ion binding; catechol O-methyltransferase activity. The transcript is spliced from 5 exons.